AUGUUUGAAUCAUUGGUGGCUACACUCCUUAACCGGUUUUUGGGGUCAUACAUUGAAAACUUUGAUCCGAAGCAGCUAAAUAUUGGAAUCUGGAGUGGGGAUGUUAAGCUUAAGAAUCUUAGAUUGAAAAAGGAAUCGUUAGAUAAAUUUGAACUCCCUGUGGAUGUAAAAUUCGGUCACGUAGGGGAAUUGACAUUACAAAUCCCAUGGUCGAAUCUCAAAUCCACCCCUGUGAAGGUUAUUAUAGAAGAUAUCUUUCUCCUUGCAUCACCCAUCAUUAUAGAUGAAUAUGAUCCAGAAGAAGAUAAGAGACGUCAAUUGGAACAAAAGAAGCAAAGAUUAUCUGAUUUGGAAGCAAUUGAGAGGGCCACUGCACAGAAUCUGGCUAUCACCUCCGAUAUGAAUAAAAACGAAACAUUUACAGAAAAUUUGAUUACAAAGAUUGUGGAUAACUUGCAAGUGACAAUUAAGAAUAUUCAUAUCAGGUAUGAGGAUGAUUCAGUAUUGACCGAAUCACCCUAUUCUGUUGGAUUGACUCUUGACGAGUUAUCAGCAGUGUCUGCUGACAAUUCUUGGACUCCUAGUUUUAUUUCUAUUACCCAGGCAUUGACUCAUAAGUUAUUGACUUUGAAGUCUUUAAGUUGUUAUAUGAAUACUGAAUCAACAACCAUUUACACCGACGAUGCUGAAGAAUUACUUGAAAACUUCCGUAAGUCCAUUUUCAAGGAUGAAUCUUCAAAUGUUUCGGAUUUACAAUUCUUGUUGAAACCAGUCAGCGGGAAGGGUAGGCUUUCAGUUCAUAAACCUGGAGCGACAGAAAAAUUUCCUCACGUAAAGGGGGAAUUAUUCUUUGAAGAAUUUGGCCUUGAAUUAGAUUCACAACAAUAUUGCGAUAUUUUGUGGACUGCGUCCAAAUUCCAUUGGUACAUGAAGACUCAUAAGUUUAGAAAAUUAAGACCUAAGACUACCCCAGAAGAGGACCCUAAGGGCUGGUUCAAGUAUGCAGCAGAAUCAAUUUUAAAUGAAAUACAUGAAAAGAACUACAAAUGGAGUUGGGCGUAUUUUGAGAAGAGAAGAGACCAACGAAGAGCUUAUAUUGAACUUUGGAAGCUUCAUCUCACGGGCACUAUAUUUUCAGAAGAUCAAGAAGAAGAAUUUAAUAAAUUGGAGGAAGACUUACCUUUUGAGGAUAUUAAAUUUUAUAGAUCUUUGGCUAAAAGUGUUGUUCGGAGAGAAAACCUCGAAAAGCCACAGGCGAUUGCUGCCAGUAGCGAUGGGAAUAACCCUCAAGCAAAGAGUGGCUGGAUCUCAUCUUGGUGGAGUGGAUCCUCAACUGAAACGAAGUCCAAUGAUGAAAAAGAUGAAGACUUGCUGUUAUCAGAGGACCAGAAGAAGGCCUUGUAUGAUGCUAUAGAUUAUGACGAAACUAAGGAACUUUCUGAAGCAGUUGAUUUACCUCGUGAUAGAGUAAAGGUUGAAUUAUUAGCCUCCUUGAAAAAGGGAGGAAUUUCUAUUAGACACAAGAAAGGUGGUCCCAAUCUUGGUGAGAUUGUAUUCGAGGGUUGUACAGCUCAAUUAUAUCAAAGACCUGAUUCGUUUUUAGCAAAUUUUCAAUUACAAGAAUUUAGAGUUGAAGAUGGAACGCAAACCACUCUAUAUAAACAUAUUGUUAGUGUUAAACAAUCUCAUUCACAUUUACAUGAAGUGACAGGAGACAACAAUGUGUCUACCAACCACAAUGACCCAUUUUUCAAAAUUUCGUUUGAGAAUAAUCCUCUAGAUGGAAGUGCUGAUUCUGUCUUACUUGGUAAGUUGAGUUCAAUGACUAUUUUCUAUAAUCCACAUUUUAUUGAAGAGAUUACUAGAUUUUUUACACCGCCAAAAAUUCAUUUGGAUACCAUUGGUGCAAUCAUGAAUGCAGCAGAAGCUACCAUGGAAGGUAUAACAACUCAAACAAGAUUAGGACUUCAGUAUGCUCUUGAAGAACACAAAACAAUCAAUGUGAAACUUGACUUACAAGCUCCCUUAAUCUUCUUACCUUUAGAUCCAAAGGAUUGGAAGUCUCCUGUGGCAAUUUUAGACGCUGGUCAUAUCAGUGUGGUUAGUGUAUUGGCAGAUAAGAAGGAGAUUGAGGAAAUUAAGUCUAAGGAAAGUUAUACUUCUGCAGAUUGGGAACAUUUGAACACUUUAAUGUAUGAUCAAUUUAAUGUACAUCUUGAAGAUGCUCAAUUUUUGAUCGGUCCCGAUAUCAAAUCCACUACGGAGCAACUCCAUACUGAUGAUCCUAAUCGUCCCGCGUUGAUUCUUGAUAAGUUAAAUAUUAAGUUAUCUAUGGGUGUUUCAAUUAUUCCAGAAGCAUACAAUAUUCCAAGAUUUAAGAUUGGAGGUGAAGUCCCAAGUAUCAGACUUUCUUUGAAUGACUUUCAGUAUAAAACAAUUAUGAGUCUUAUAGAUGUAGUCAUUCCUGACUUCGAAAACCUAGACUCUGAUGAUUCAAGUAUUUUCAAUACGUACGAAACUUCAAACCAUGCUGAAAUUGAAGAAUUGGAUUCCGACACUUCAUCAAUGGAAGCUAAACCAGAUAAGUCUAGUCCUGAAGAUGAACAGCAUCUAUUUGAAUUUGAUUUUAAGGUAGAUUUAGUGCACUUGUCAUUACUGCGUUGCAUUGAUGGUGUCACUUUAGAAACAGAACCUUUGGUGGACUUGGUUGGUGACUCAUUGGCGCUCUUUUUCUUUAAGACUACACCAGAUUUAAAGCUUCGGUUGACAUUAGAUGAUAUUAACCUCAUUGAUAAUAUUGAAAAAUCUGGUAUUCCAGAGUUUGAGAAAUUGAUUUCGUCAAAUAAUUUUGUUGAUAUUGAUGAAAAAGAUUCGAAGAAGGAAAUUUUUAAGGUCAAUUAUACUCGUUCAUUGAGGUUAGUUGAGCUUAAUAACAAGCAAAUUGAAGUUUUUGAUCAAGAUAUCGAGUUGAACAUUGCAACUGUGAAAUUUGUUAUUUCCCGUAAGUCUGUGUUGAGCAUUUUAAACUUUGUCUUGAACACAUUUGUUGACGAAGAUGCCCCGGAAACCCCAGCUGACCAAUUGAAUCAUAACGACGUAAAUGAUGCCGAGUUCUCACCUAGAAAAAUAAACGUCAAGAUUUAUUUGGACAGUAUCAUUCUUGUUUUGAAUGAAGAUGGUCUCAAACUCGCAACCUUACAGUUGAGUACGGCUGACAUCUUCUUAUUGGUUCUCCCAGAGGCUAUGGAGAUUCGAGGAAAACUUGGUGCAUUAAGCUUACACGAUGAAGUGAAUCAUGGGUCACCUAGAGACUCUAUUUUACGGAAUCUUGUGAGUAUUGACGGUAAUGACUUGGCAGAGUUUACUUAUAAAACCUUUGAUGUUCAAACAAAUACCAAGGAGUACAACUCUCAGUUUGAAUUUAAAUCAGGAUCAGCAAGAGUGAAUUUUGUUGAAGACGCAUUUAGCAAAAUUAUCAACUAUGCGAGUCAUUUCCAGAGAAUGAAAGCCGUAUAUGAUAAGGCAAGGGAGGCUGCAAUUUCUCAAGCAAGCAAUAUUGAUGAUGCGAAUAAGAUUCGGUUCGACAUUUUAAUCAAGGCUCCAACCAUUGUCUAUCCCAGACUAGCUGCUAAUUCAAAUGAUACAUAUGACCAAUUGACUGCCCAUUUGGGUGAAAUAUACGCUAGCAACACAUUUGAGCAUGGUGACGGAGGAGUCCAUAACCUAAUUGAAGCAGGAAUCAGAAAUAUUAGAAUACUUUCUGAUUUCCACUAUGGCGAGGUUGAACAGAAGGCUGUCUUGAUGGAAGACUUGGAUGUAAUGUUCAAUAUUAACUAUUUAGAAGAAUAUCAAGAGAAUCGUCCUACUAUUAUCGUCGACGGGAAGAUGCCAGAGAUCGAUUUAAACUUGACUGAAUUACAAUUGAAAUACUUCUUAGAGUUUUCUGAUUCCAUUACUAGGGUAUUAGAUACAUCUGAAUCACAAGAGUCUUUGAGAGAUGUUGAGAUCGACGCAGCGAAUGCCAAUGCUGUUGCAAUGCACAAAUCAAGGGUGGAAAAUCCUGAACCAGCCUCUCCUGUGGUGUUCAGAGAGAGACAACCUUCCACAAUUCCGUCAGAUCAUAAACAACUUAAACUUGAAUUUAAAGUCCCUCGUGUGUCUUUAAUGAUAUAUAAUAAUACUAGUGGUGUUGCAUCUAUUGACGAUAAGAAACUCUCUUCAUUCUCUUUGAAUGGUUUUGGAAUUUCAUUCGAAAUGCAAGAAGAUUCCCACUUCAUUUCUGAAAUCGACAUGGAGUCUUUCGUCGUAAAGGAUGUAAGGGAAGGUAGUUCAAAUAAGUUUACUGACAUUGUUCCUUUGCUCAAGCAAGACAAAAACCAAUUUUCAUUAUCCGCUUCUUCAGAUGGGCCUUCUGAUAAUAAGAAUAUUACUUUGAUGCUCUCUGUCGAUAACCCACGUAUGAUUUUGGCCCUUGAUUACUUUUUCGAGUUGCAAACUUUCGCGGAAGCUGGAUUAGCUUCAGACCCACGUAUGAAUGAGUUGGAAUUUAGUAACGAUGCGAACGAACUGGCAUCUUCGUCUAGUUCUGAGGUAGCCGCGCAGAAAAAUGUUGACACUAGCGACCCACUGACCAUUGGGUUUUCUGUUAAUAUAUCAAACCCGUCUGUUAUUCUUUUGGCUGAUUCAAGCAAGAAGGACACUGAUGCAGUUGUAUUCAAAAUUGAACAAGUUCUACUUACAAGCCAGAAUAUUUUGUCAUUGGCAGCUAACAAUAUUGGUAUGUUCCUUUGUGGUAUGGAUGACAUGGAUGCUCGGAAAUUAAGAAUCAUUGACGACUUUUCCAUCUCAUUUGCUCACGAUUCAAGAGGAUCAACAGACACUAGUUUCCUUACGAAUAUCCAGGCUUCUGUUGAUUCACUUCUAUUGAGGUUGUCGUUAAGAGAUAUUCGUCUUGCUCUCGGAAUUUUUAAUAAUGCUUCCGAAUUAUACGCCAACGCUCAAGCGAAGAGUAGCGUAAUUCCAAAAGAGACCGAUUAUAGUUAUUCUGAGGAUUUCAAGAAGAAACUUUCCCAAUAUGCUCCGACAAUCCUUUCCAAUUUUUCCACUAAAUCGAACGCAAAAGAGGUUCAAGAACAAAAGGAAGUGAUCAUAAAAGGAGAAGAACUUAAUGCCAGCUUUGGAGGUAUGCGGUUCGUCCUUAUUGGUGAUGUUCACGAACUCCCUGUGCUUGAUAUGACUAUUAAGCCGUUUGAUAUCAAGGCCAUCAAUUGGUCUACGGACCUUAGUGCUGAAGUUCAUAUUGAGCCUUUCGUAAACAUCUACAACUACGCCAGAUCUUCUUGGGAACCUUUAGUUGAACCUUGGCCAAUUGCAGUUUACGCAUCGAAGGUAACGACCCCAAUCCUGGGAAUUAUGGUGGACGUAGUUUCCAGAAAGCUAACUGAAAUUACCGUGUCUUCACGUUCAAUUGCUCUUCUUUCCCAAGUGUUGUCGUCAAUAACCCAAGAAGACGAGAUUAAGGAAAGAGGUGAAGAUUAUCCAUAUAGAAUAGUUAACCAAACAGGUUUUGACGUGAAGGUAUGGACUAACUCUAAAGACGGCACCAGAGAAAAAGAAUCUGUUAUCAAAAAUAUGGCUGAGAUUCCGUGGGAAUUUGAAGAUUGGAGAGCAGUCCGUGAAAAUUUAGAUACUGAUAAGAAACAAGAACUUGGGUUAGAAUUGUUGAAUUCCAAUUACAAUGAACUUUCUGGACUCUCGGCAACAGGAGAAGGAGAAGAGCUUUUCAUUUUGUACCCUCCAGUAGAUGCAGGGUUCCACAAUAGACUCUCAUUUAAUGUUACCUUAGGUGAGGAUAAUGUGAAGACGAUUUCAUUGACGUCCACCAUUACGAUUCAAAACGACGCAGAAAACGACGUUAGUAUCAAGGUUUGGCUGACAGAGCAGAAACAAGACGUCACUUUGAUAAUAAAGUCUCAAGAGAGCCAGUCGUUACCAAUUGAUCUUGUUUAUUCCGGGUCAUUAAAAUUCAAACCACAUAUGGAGUCGUCCUAUAAAUGGUCAGAAGAAACAUUGAAGUGGAAAGACUUGCUUAAGGGUGGAGUUCCAGUGCAGUGCAGUGCCAAUGACAAUAAGUCUUUAUAUUAUUAUCAAGUUGAGGCAGUGUAUGAUAUUGAAGAACCACUCGCUCUGAUUUAUCCGCAUAUGAAAAUUGUCAUAUCUGCUCCUGUUGAAAUCGAGAAUUUAUUACCUUUUGAUCUUAAUUAUAGAUUGUACGACAAAAGUACUAAAAGGGAUUGGAGUGGUUCAAUUGCCAAGGGAGUAAACAGCUAUGUACACGUUGCAAGUUUGUCUAGUUUGUUACUACUUAGUGUCGAACCAUUAGAUUGUGGUUUCCUGAAAUCAGAGUUUGCCAUAAUCAACUCUCCAAAGAAUAGUGAAUUCAAGAGAGAAAUUACAUUUAACACCAGACAUUCAAAUGGCCAAAGACUUGGCUUAAAAGUUCACUACGCAAAGAAAAAGUCAAGUAACAGUAGUUUAAAGGUUCAAAUUUAUUCACCGUAUGUGAUCCUCAACAGAACCGGCCAAAACAUUAUAGUCAGUGAAAAGGGGAACAUGUUAAAAUCUACCAGUAGUACUAGAGCAGAUUCUAUUUCUGCACCUGAUAUGUUUUCUUUUGAUAGAGAUGAUGAUAGAAAGAGUAGGGCGUUGCUUAAGGUUAGUGAUUCUGCUUGGACUGUACCUCUCAGUUUCGAUGCUAUCGGACAAACUAUUGCAGCUAAGGCACAAUUGAAUGGAAGACAAGCUGAGAUGAAUGUUGGAAUUACUGUUAAUGAGGGUGACGGAAAGUACAAGCUUUCCAAGGUUGUCACUAUUGCUCCAAGAUAUGUUUUGCGUAAUACUUUAGAUGAUGAUAUUCAAAUUAUUGAAAAUGGUUCAACAAAGUCUAUUACAGUCAAAUCAAAAGAAGUCCAACCACUAUAUGGAUUAAGACGUAUUGAUCAAAAGAGUUUGUUAUUGAAAUUUAACAAUUCCAAUAAGCCCUGGUCUUCGCCUUUUGCUAUUGAUGAUGUCGGGCAGGUCUUCUUGAAAGUUUAUAAAGAGUCAGUUGGUCAAGUCUUGCUCAAGGUUAACACUAUAAUGGAAAAUGCCACUAUUUUCAUUCAAGUUGAGAAUGCUAAUAAUAACUGGCCAUUCUCGAUUAGAAAUUUCAGUGAUUCUGAGUUUUACGUUUACCAAGGAGAUCCAAAUGUAAAUGAAAAUGGAGAUGUAGUAAAACAUGAUACUCCAUACAAGCCUGUGUUCUACAAGAUUCCACCUAAGAGUGUUAUGCCAUAUGCAUACGAUUAUCCAAAUGCCGUGAUGAAAGAACUCAUCAUUCGUUCUCACGAAAGAGAGCGAAGUGUUAACCUAGCAGAAAUAGGUAACCUUAGACCUUUCAGAUUACCUGCUUCACAAAAUGACGAACAAGCUAUUGUUGAUUUAAAUGUGGUUGCUGAUGGACCAACUCAGUCUUUGAUUAUUUCAAACUACGACCCGUCCGUCAGUUUGUACAAGUUAAAGGACAACUCUUCUAGCUCUACAUCCAAUUUGGGAUCAGGAAAAUUUGAAGUCAAUGAAAAGGAUGAGAGUUAUCAUACUAAAAUUAUUACAAAAUUUGAAGGCUUUGGAAUUUCAUUGAUCAAUACCAGGGCACAGGAAUUAUGUUACAUUACAUUAAGAGGGUUAGAAAUUCGUUAUAAUGAGUCAGACUUAUACCAGAAUCUUAGUGUCAAAUUAAAGUGGGUACAAAUUGAUAAUCAAUUGUAUGGAGGAAUAUUCCCAAUUGUAUUAUAUCCAAGUGUUAUCCCUAAGUCAGGAAAAGAAAUGAAUAAUCACCCUUCAUUCUCUGCCUCAAUUUGUAAAGUGAAGGAUGAUUCUCAUGGAGUGUUAUUUAUCAAAUAUGCUACCGUUUUAUUGCAAGAAAUGACCAUCGAAAUUGACGAAGACUUCUUAUUUGCGCUAAUCGAUUUUACGAAGGUACCUGGUGCAACUUGGAAUCGAGUUCAACAAGACAGCUUGUGUGAUGGUAACUUGGAGAUUCCAGAACCCAAGCUUUUGAAUGAAAGUAGUGAUAUUUAUUUCGAAGCUUUGCACCUCCAGCCAACUCUUACUCAUUUGUCGUUUGUUCGUACCGAAAGAGUGAAUGCCGAGGAUAAGACAUCAUCUCAGAACACCUUGACGUUCUUCUUCAAUGUAUUAACGAUGGCAAUUGGUAAUAUCAAUGAUGCCCCUAUAAAACUUAAUGCAUUAUUUAUUGAAAAUAUUAGAGUGCCAAUCCCUAUCUUACUUGAAUCAAUUCAAACUCAUUAUGGCCAGGCAUUCUUCUAUCAAGUGCAUAAAAUUUUAGGAUCUGCUGACUUCUUGGGUAAUCCAGUUGGGUUGUUCAACAAUAUUUCAUCAGGUGUGCUCGACAUUUUCUAUGAGCCAUACCAAGGUUUUAUUAUAAACGAUAGACCGCAAGAACUUGGAAUUGGUAUUGCAAAGGGUGGUUUAAGUUUUUUGAAGAAAUCGAUCUUUGGAUUUUCCGACUCGUUUGCAAAGGUUACUGGAUCACUUGCUAAAGGGUUGUCGGUUGUUACUUUGGAUAAAAAAUUCCAAGAGCGUAGAAGAUUAAGUCAACGUCGUAAUAAACCAAAGCACGCCUUAUAUGGAUUUGCAUCUGGUGCCAACUCAUUCUUUGAAUCUAUAUCUUCUGGAGUUACUGGAAUCGCCACUGCUCCAAUAGAAGGUGCUACAGAGGGAGGUGCCACUGGAUUCUUCAAGGGAUUAGGUAAAGGUGUUGUUGGUUUACCUACCAAGACUGCGAUUGGGAUUUUUGACUUGGCAUCCAAUGUUAGUGAGGGUAUUCGUAACACAACCACAGUAUUUGAUGCUGAAGGGUUGGACAAAGUGAGAUUACCAAGAUUUGUUGCUCAUGAUCAUAUUAUUCGCCCAUACUCAGUUAGAGAGGCCCAGGGUCAAUUCUGGUUGAAUUCAAUAGACGGUGGGGAAUAUUUCAAUGAGACUUACUUAGCUCAUUUGAUUUUACCAGGAGAAGAAAAGGCAAUUUUGAUUUCCUUUAGAAAGAUCUUUUUAUUCAAUAUUAAUACUUUAAAGAGUAUCUGGGUUACAUCAUUUGACGACGUUAAAUCAAUCUCCAUAGAAUCAACUGGUAUAGUCAUUGGUCUAAAGGGUAAGCGCGAAGGGCCAUUCAUUCCUAUUCCAGACAAGAGUAGUCGCUCAUUUGUGUAUGGGCGCAUAGGAGUUGCGGUACAAGAGUUUAACAAACAUUGUCAAGUUGAAUUGUAG
This is a messenger RNA of [Candida] anglica, 9327 nucleotides long. NCBI's taxonomy places the organism in Eukaryota, Fungi, Ascomycota, Pichiomycetes, Serinales, Debaryomycetaceae. The record is from the annotation of a GenBank genome assembly.